AGCUGACAGCGCUACACACGUGUGUGUGUGUCUGUGUGUGUUGUCCGUGUGUUGUCCGUGUGUGUCGCCCGUGUGUCCGUGGCGAUGUCGCCGACUCUGACCCCGCCCGUGCUGUGGGCGCAGCGCCACGACUCGGUGUCCCUCAAGGUGGACCUCAAGGAGGUGUCGGAACAUGAAGUGGAGUGCAGGGGCAAGACGAUCGUCUUCAAAGGCUACGGCUACGGCGCCCAGGGCCAGAACCGCUACGGGUUCUCGCUGGAGCUGCUGGAGGCGGUGGAGACGCCGGCGGCGAGCGUGCGCGUCACGCAGCGCGAGGUCGCCAUCACGCUGCGCAAGGCCGCGCCGGCCUGGUGGGCGCGCCUCACCAGCGCCGAGCGGCGCCCCAACUUUGUGAUGCCCGACUUCGACCGCUGGAUGGACGAGUCCGACGCCGAGGAGGAGCUGCGGCUCGAGGAGAUGAAGAAUAUCGGGAAGGUCACCGUGGAGUCGCGCGUCCGCAAACACCCGCUCUCCACGCUGCACCGCGGCUACCUCUUCGUCUACAACUUGGUGCAGCUGCUGGGCUUCGCCUACGUGCUCGUCAGCCUCUCCGUGCCGCUGCUACUGGGACACGAGUUCUGGGGCUCGGCGCUCAAGGACGCCCACAAGGUGCUGCGCUUCUGCCAGGUGCUCGCCCUGCUGGAGGUCGUCCACCCGCUCGCCGGCCUCGUCUCCGCCGCGCUCAUCCCCACCGCGCUGCAGGUGCUGGGCCGGGGCUUCAUGCUGUUUGUGGUGAUCGGGAUGCACGAGCGCCUGAGCGCCACCAACGCCGCCUUCGCCGUCUACUACCUGUGGAGCGCCAUCGAGGUGUUUCGGUACCCGUACUACAUGCUGGGCAGUGUGGGUGUGGAGUGGAGGCUGCUCACCUGGAUCCGCUACUCACUGUGGAUCCCGCUCUACCCGCUUGGCGCACUCGCUGAAGCGGCGUGCGUGCUGAGCGCCAUUCCGCUGUUCGAGGCGUCCCAGGCCCUCUCGGUGCGGCUGCCCAACGUGCUCAACUCGUCCGUGCACUUCCCCUACGUCCUCUACGCCUACCUGGCCGUCCUCGCCGUCGGUGUCUGCAUCAACUUCCGCCACAUGUACAAGCAGCGGAGCAAGCGGUUCGGAGUUCGCAAGCGCAAGCGCGCGUGACCGGGGCGGCCGGGGGAGUUGUCGGUGUGGGGGGGGGGGGGGCGGGGGGCGCUAGCGCCGUGGAGCUGGUGGAGCGGGUCGCGGGAGCUCGGGGUGGAGUGACGGUGGCUUGACGUCUCCUCCACGUGGCUCCAGGUUCCUCUGCAGCCAUCAUCGUCGUCAUCAUCGCAGUCAUCGCCAUCAUCACGUUCAUCACAAGCAUCAUCGUUCGCGAACGCAAUCGUCAUCGCGCUGUGUUUGUCAUCGGCGCCGUCACCCUCGUCGUUAUUAUUACUGACAUCACGAUGGGCAUUGUCUCGUCGCCAUCAACAUAAUCGUCGCCAUCAAUAUCGCCGCCAUCGUCAUCUCCAUAAGCAUCAGAGCAAGCGUCAUCAUAACUGUAAUUAUCAUUCCUAUCACCAGCAUUUUCACCACUACCAUCGUCUUCGCCGUCCCCUUCGUUGUAGUUUGUGUGCAGUCGCUAGUUGCUCCGCGUUUGUUGGCGUGCUGCUGUGUGCGAUGGCAGUUGUAGCCGCGUGCUACGCCGCGUCCGGCUGGUUUUUUUUCCGCACGCGCGCCGUUCCUCCUUCCACGCAUUCCACGCGUUCCACGCGUACACACACACGCACGCGCGUCGUAGUCCGGGCGGUUCGCGUUCCGAUUGUCCACGUUUCAUCGCGAUUCUCGUGUCCCGCGGUGGAGACCGCCGGGGAGGGUAGGCGGCGAUGUCGCGACCGACCGAUCCGCAGAGAUUUUUCCCACGUCUCCCGUUCGCCACGCGUGCGUUCAAGUGGGGAGCGAUGGCACAGCGCUCGGCGCGCCUGGUUUUACAAACUCCUGGUGGCGAACAUUAAUUGGAUUUCCGGCCACGGCUCCCGUCGGUGGCUAGCGAUGUCUUGGUCCGGUACCUGGGUCUCUACCCCACCACCGCCUUCAUGAAGUGUGGUGAAGUGUGGUCAAGCAAUGCCUCCCCCCCUGUGACCGACACUGCGUGGGGAGGCCUCCAUCCAGCAGUGGAUUGACCGAGGAUGCCCCGUUAAACGAUUACAAAUAAAUGUUGAUGGAUGUAACGGGGGUUGUAACGUGAACGCUUCAGCCGCUUGACGCCGCUAUAUGCGUGCAUUUAAAAAAUGAAAAAAACUUGCAGUUUGUAAUAUGGAAUCUGGAUCACAUCGAGAUUCCGACUGGAAUCUGAAUCUCCGUCAAUCGUUACCAGAGGUCGCAAACGGGUUUUGAUUCCUUACCCGUACCCGGCCGCACCAGGGUCGCAAACGGGUACCCGUACCCAUACCCUACCCUAUACCCGGCUACCCGUACCCGGCCGGGUAUCGGGUAGGGUACGAGUACCCGAUUGCGACCUCUGGGAUGAAGCCAUGUUGCAGGCGCGGGUGGGUUGAUUCUAGGAACUUGAAUUGUGAGAAGAGACAAGACGUUGGGAAAUGAGUGACAAACGGUUACUCACCAGUGACUCACGGCCUACCCGUACCCGGCCGCACCAGGGUCGCAAACGGGUACCCGUACCCGGUCGGGUACGGGUAGCCGGGUAUCGGGUAGGGUACGGAUAUCGGGUACCCGGUUGCGACCUCUGAUCGUUACCCCUCCCUCCCCCAUCCACGUGGUUCACAUCGCGACGGCACGAGCACCUGCACGCGAGUGAUCUGUACAAUGAUGGUUACCAAUAAAGAUAGCGUUUCUAACUUCA
Messenger RNA from Lethenteron reissneri (Far Eastern brook lamprey), 2851 nucleotides. RefSeq names its product 3-hydroxyacyl-CoA dehydratase 3 (gene HACD3). NCBI's taxonomy places the organism in Eukaryota, Metazoa, Chordata, Hyperoartia, Petromyzontiformes, Petromyzontidae. Gene Ontology annotation, cellular component: endoplasmic reticulum membrane. The record is from RefSeq and is a predicted model, not a curated record. Gene Ontology annotation, molecular function: 3-hydroxyacyl-CoA dehydratase activity. Gene Ontology annotation, biological process: sphingolipid biosynthetic process; very long-chain fatty acid biosynthetic process; fatty acid elongation.